Molecule: messenger RNA, 648 nt
Organism: Lodderomyces pseudojiufengensis
Lineage: Eukaryota; Fungi; Ascomycota; Pichiomycetes; Serinales; Debaryomycetaceae
Exons: 1
Coding region: 1-648 (215 amino acids)
Biological process (GO): ribosomal large subunit biogenesis
Cellular component (GO): nucleolus
Source: RefSeq, a predicted model, not a curated record
AUGGUUUCAGUAAGAAAAAGAAAGAUGGCAAGGUCAUCAGUAAAGAAAAAUACAAGAAGAGUAAAAGAUAAACAAAGAGACAUAAAUAUAUAUUCAAAUCCAAUUAUAGCUAAAAAUUGGGAUAAAUCAUUGACUUUAAAACAAAACUAUAAGAAAUUGGGACUUACUUCCAAACUAAAUAAACCUGCAGGUGGAGUUGAGCAGAAGAUUGAAACUUUAACUGAUUUGAAAAAGAAAUAUAAAAAAUUACAAGAACAAAACCAAAGUGUAAGUAUUGAAGAUAUUGAAAACACUGAAGAUCCUUCAAGAAUACCCGAAGGUGAAGCAAGAAUAGUGAGAGAUCCUAAAACAAAUGAAGUAUUAGAAGUGAUAUAUGGAACGAUGAAAGUAGAAGAAACUGAAGAAGAACCAAAACAAGAAAACUCAGUUAUCAAAGAAUUAGAAGAAUAUGCUUCACAGCAUGCUAAACCUAAAAGGGAGAGACAUCUCUCUGAAAGAGAAAAUGAAUGGGCUCAAAAGCUAUACGAAAAAUAUGGUGACGAUUAUGAUAAAAUGAAAUGGGAUAAAAAAUUGAAUAUAUAUCAACAAUCCGUUGGAGAUUUAAAACGAAGGAUAGGAAAAUGGAAGAAAGCAAAUAAAAUUGUAUAA